Elaeis guineensis (African oil palm) is the source of this 1916-nucleotide messenger RNA. RefSeq names its product sucrose transport protein SUT2. Gene Ontology annotation, biological process: sucrose transport; transmembrane transport. Gene Ontology annotation, cellular component: plasma membrane; vacuole. Gene Ontology annotation, molecular function: sucrose:proton symporter activity. The record is from RefSeq and is a predicted model, not a curated record. NCBI's taxonomy places the organism in Eukaryota, Viridiplantae, Streptophyta, Magnoliopsida, Arecales, Arecaceae.
CGCACCCACUUCCCCUGCUCGCCCCCUGAGACCCUGAUAUAACCCUCGCCACCCUCGUUCUCUCUUCUCCUGCGAUGCCGAAAUAAUAUGAGCCGAAUUUAUUAGAUAUUAUUUUCAAAAGAUUCGGUUAUUAGUUCAGACAAAGGUCGCUCCUUCCCCGGGUCUUAUCGACUACGAAAAGCGUGGCGACGCGAAAGAGAUGGAGAGAGAGAGGAGAGCGAAGAAAGAGGUGACAGCACCCGGGAGGCAUCGGAGCGGGGCGCCACCGCCACCGCGGGUGCACGGGAGGCAUCGGAGCGAGGCGGCGCCUCCGGUCGCGGCGGUAGCGCCGCCGCCUCCUAGGGUUCCGCUGCGGCGGCUCCUCUGGGUGGCGUCCGUGGCGUGCGGCAUCCAGUUCGGGUGGGCUCUCCAGCUCUCGCUGCUGACCCCCUACGUCCAGGAGCUGGGGAUCCCCCACGCGUUCGCAAGCCUGGUGUGGCUCUGUGGGCCCCUCUCGGGGCUCAUCGUCCAGCCCCUCGUCGGCCACCUGAGCGACCGCUCCACCAGCUCCUUCGGCCGCCGCCGCCCCUUCAUCGCCGCCGGCGCCGCCACCAUCGCCCUAGCCGUCCUCCUCGUCGGCUACUCCGCCGAUCUUGGCCGCCUCCUCGGCGAUCCUCCCAACGGACCCGGCCGUCCCCGCGCCGUCGUCGUCUACCUCCUAGGUUUCUGGCUCCUUGAUGUCGGCAACAACGCCACCCAGGGCCCCUGCCGAGCCCUCCUCGCCGAUCUCGCAGGGAAGGAUCACAGGAGGACUCGGAUAGCUAAUGCUUAUUUUUCACUCUUCAUGGCCUUGGGAAAUAUACUAGGCUUUGCUACUGGAUCUUAUAGUGGCUGGUGUACCCUCUUUCCCUUCACUGUCUCCUCUGCUUGCAGCACAAAUUGUGCCAACCUCAAGUCUGCUUUUCUUCUUGACAUCAUUCUUCUUAUCAUCACUACUUAUAUCAGUAUAUCAUCAGUCCAAGAAGCUCCUCUAAAUUCUAGCAGUGUGGCUCCAUACUCUGCUGAAGGAACAGAAGAGCAGCUAAACCAUGGCCAAGAGGCUUUCCUCUGGGAAUUGAUAGGAUCCUUUAGAUACUUAACAUUGCCUGUUUGGAUGGUUCUGAUUGUUACUGCAUUUACCUGGAUAGGAUGGUUUCCAUUUAUUCUCUUUGACACUGAUUGGAUGGGCCGGGAGAUCUAUCGAGGCGACCCAGAUGAAGGGCAAAUAUAUCAAACUGGAGUGCGAAUGGGGGCUUUUGCUUUGAUGUUGAAUUCUGUUGUUCUGGGUUUUACUUCAGUGGUGAUCGAAAAACUGUGUCGGAAGUUGGGAGCUGGCCUCGUUUGGGGAAUCUCAAACAUUCUCAUGUCUUUCUGCUUUGUAGCAAUGCUCAUAAUAUCUUAUAUUGCAAAAAAUGCGGAUUACCAAAGCAGUGGACUUCCUCCAGAUGGCAUUGUUGUCGCUGCACUAAUUGCCUUUGCAGUACUUGGAGCACCGCUGGCAGUGACAUAUAGUAUUCCUUAUGCAAUGGUUUCUACACGAAUCGAGUCUUUAAGGCUUGGUCAAGGAUUAGCAAUGGGCAUUCUAAAUCUUGCGAUUGUGAUUCCUCAGGUGCUUGUGUCUCUGGGAAGUGGACCAUGGGAUCAAUUAUUCGGAGGUGGCAAUUCACCAGCCUUUGCUGUAGCAGCAGUUGCAGCUUUUGGCAGUGGACUUUUGGCAAUUGUUGGUCUUCCUCGAUCUCAAAUUGCAAGGACAAGGGGUCGCAGAUAAGUAUAUUGUUGUAUUCUUUUUGUCAUUAUGCUUCUUGAAAUCUAUACUGUUAUUUAAUAACCAUUUCACAUGGGAAAAGAUGUAAAUAAUAUGUGUCAUUUGUUGAAUAAAGCUGCUUAUUCCUUUCCUG